AUGGACCUUUCUCUGGACAAGUUGGAUGCUGCUGGAUUUCUGCAGAUUUGGCAACACUUUGAUGCAGAUGAUAAUGGUUAUAUUGAAGGAAAGGAGCUGGACGCCUUUUUUCGACACAUGCUGACCAAACUGAGACCACAGGAUAAGAUAACAGAGGAGAAAGUGCAGCAGCUGAAGACCAGGUUCAUGUCAGCAUAUGAUGUCACAGCUGACGGGCGGCUGCAGAUCGAGGAGCUGGCCAAUAUGAUCCUGGCGGAGGAUGAGAACUUCCUGUUGAUAUUCCGUCGUGAGGCUCCUCUGGACAACAGUGUGGAUUUCAUGAAGAUCUGGAGGAAGUACGAUGCUGAUUGCAGUGGUUAUAUAUCUCCAGCUGAGCUGAAGAAUUUCCUGAAGGACCUCUUUCGACAGCACAAGAAAGACGUGCCCUCCAGCAAGCUGGACGAAUACACAGACGCUAUGAUGAAAAUAUUUGACAAGAAUGAGGAUGGCCGCUUGGAUCUGAACGAUUUAGCAAGAAUUCUGUCUUUGCAGGAGAACUUCCUGCUGCAGUUCAAGCUAGAUGCAAACACUCUAAAGGAGAGAAAGCAAGACUUUGAAAAAAUCUUCAACCAUUACGAUGUCAAUAAAACAGGUGAUCUAGAGGGACCGGAGGUGGACGGAUUUGUUAAAGACAUGAUGGAGCUGGUCAGGCCGAGUAUUACGGGGCCAGAGCUGGAUCAGUUGCGAGCCGUGUUGCUGCGCCACUGUGACGUCAACAAAGAUGGAAAGAUCCAAAAGAACGAGCUGGCUCUCUGUCUAGGAGUGAAGCUCAAACAGUAAUCUGUU
This is a messenger RNA of Trichomycterus rosablanca, 825 nucleotides long. It is a transcript of the gene scgn, whose product is annotated as secretagogin, EF-hand calcium binding protein. Bases 1 to 819 code for a protein of 272 amino acids. Gene Ontology annotation, cellular component: dendrite; synapse; nucleus. The transcript has 11 exons. Gene Ontology annotation, biological process: regulation of long-term synaptic potentiation; regulation of presynaptic cytosolic calcium ion concentration. The record is from RefSeq and is a predicted model, not a curated record. Gene Ontology annotation, molecular function: calcium ion binding. Lineage: Eukaryota; Metazoa; Chordata; Actinopteri; Siluriformes; Trichomycteridae.